Molecule: messenger RNA, 2676 nt
Organism: Nymphaea colorata (pocket water lily)
Lineage: Eukaryota; Viridiplantae; Streptophyta; Magnoliopsida; Nymphaeales; Nymphaeaceae
Product: glutamine-dependent NAD(+) synthetase
Exons: 13
Coding region: 192-2393 (733 amino acids)
Biological process (GO): NAD+ biosynthetic process
Cellular component (GO): cytoplasm
Molecular function (GO): NAD+ synthase (glutamine-hydrolyzing) activity; glutaminase activity; ATP binding
Source: RefSeq, a predicted model, not a curated record
GCAUUUUUAAUGCCGCAGAUUUCCUAUGGGUUCCCAUUUGCCAACCCAUUUUCCUCUUCCGCCAACCGCUAAACACGGAAGAAAGGGAGGCGGCGACACUGUAAUUUGUCCUUUGGCCUUCCUCUUUAAUCCUGCUUCUUCUUCGUCCUCUUCAGCCGCUGCUGCUGUGCUAUUGUCCUCUAAAAACACGGAUGAGGCUGCUGAAGGUAGCGACAUGCAGCCUGAACCAGUGGGCCAUGGACUUCGACCUGAACCUGCGGAACAUCAAGGAAUCGAUCACUAGGGCAAAGGAGUUGGGCGCGACGAUCAGAGUAGGGCCCGAGCUGGAAAUUACGGGUUAUGGUUGCGAGGAUCAUUUCUUCGAACCCGAUACCGUUGCCCAUGCGUGGGAAUGUUUGACAGAGCUUCUGUCAGGAGAAUGGACAGAAGGAAUCUUGUGCAGUAUUGGCAUACCUAUUAGAGAAGGAAGUACCCUCUAUAACUGUCAAGUCUUCUGUUUAAACCGAAAGAUCCUUUUGAUUCGGCCAAAGAUGUGUCUUGCUGGUGAUGGAAAUUACAGGGAACCGAGAUGGUUUUCAGCAUGGAAGCACAGAGAGCAGUUGAUUGACUUUCAACUUCCAAACAUUGUCUCUGAGACUACAUCACAGAAAUCUGUGCCGUUUGGUUAUGGUUAUUUAAUGUUCUCUGAUACAAUGGUCGCAGCUGAAACAUGUGAGGAACUUUUCACUCCAGAUGCACCUCGAAUUGAACUUGCACUGAAUGGUGUUGAAAUCUUUGUUAAUGCAAGUGGUAGUCAUCAUCAGUUAAGAAAGCUAAACAUUCGUAUGGACCGGAUCAAGAAUGCAACAUUUAUAUGUGGCGGUGUUUAUAUAUAUAGCAAUCAUAAGGGGUGUGAUGGUGGCCGGCUUUACUUUGAUGGAUGUUCUUGUGUGGCUGUAAAUGGAGACAUUGUUGCGCAAGGUUCCCAGUUUUCGCUGAAGGACGUUGAGGUUUUAGUUGCACAAGUUGACUUGGAUGCUGUUGUCAGCUACCGUGGAGCAAUCAGCAGUUUGCGGGAUCAAGCAAGUUAUAAGCCGAAGGUUCCUUCUGUGGCAGUUCACUAUAAACUCUGCCACACUUUUGACUUCCAAGAAUUUCCUACGUUGCCAAUUGAUGUCAAAUAUCACGUACCAGAGGAAGAAAUAGCUUUAGGACCAAGUUGUUGGCUGUGGGACUACUUAAGAAGAAGUGGUGCUUCUGGAUAUUUGCUUCCACUUUCAGGUGGAGCAGAUAGUUCUUCUGUAGCAGCUAUUGUCGGGUGUAUGUGUCAGCUCGUGAUAGAAGCAAUUGCGGACGGAGAUGAACAAGUUAAAGCCGAUGCUAUACGUAUUGGGAAAUACCAUAAUGGUGAGGUCCCUCACAAUAGUAAAGAAUUUGCUAAGCGCAUUUUUUACACCGUUUACAUGGGGACAGAGAACAGUUCUGAGGCUACUAGGCUCCGAGCAAAGGCUGUUUCUGAUGAAAUUGGUUCACAUCAUAUUGAUAUGAAGAUUGACGUUGUUAUAUCUGCAUUGAUCUCCUUAUUUCACACACUUACUGGGAGGAGGCCUUGUUAUGAGGUUGAUGGUGGCUCAAAUACUGAGAACCUGGCCUUGCAAAAUAUACAAGCUAGAGUACGAAUGGUUGUAUCAUUUAUGCUUGCAUCUCUCAUGCCUUGGGUUCAUAGUAAGUCUGGCUUCUAUCUUGUCCUCGGAAGUUCAAAUGUUGAUGAAGCAUUGCGUGGAUACCUAACCAAGUAUGAUUGUAGCUCAGCUGAUCUCAAUCCAAUAGGGAGUGUUAGUAAGGUUGAUCUCCGUUCAUUUCUUCGAUGGGCUUCUGUUAAUCUUGGAUUUACAUCCUUGGCCGAAGUUGAAGCAGCUCCUCCAACUGCGGAGUUGGAGCCCAUUCGUGCAAAUUAUUCCCAGUUAGAUGAAGUGGAUAUGGGCAUGACAUACGAGGAGUUAUCAUUAUAUGGACGGCUUAGAAAGAUUUUCAGAUGUGGCCCUGUGUCAAUGUUUCAGAACCUUGUCCAUGUCUGGCAUGGCAGGCUUACUUCUUCUGAGGUGGCAGCAAAGGUCAAGCACUUCUUUAAGUACUAUUCAAUGAAUCGGCAUAAAAUGACUGUUCUAACGCCAUCAUAUCAUGCUGAGAGUUAUUCACCAGAAGAUAAUAGGUUUGACCUUCGCCAGUUCUUAUACAACACGAGAUGGCCUUACCAGUUCCACAAGAUUGAUGAACUCGUGCAGAAAAGUGAAGCCUGUGGCAUCCCUUUGGUCAAACCCAGUGAACCAACAGCAUUGGAAACAUCCAAGGUCCAUGCAGGUGGAAUGGGUGUUAUAGCUGCUAACGCUGGGAACCCAAGCACCGGCUUGUGAUUGUUGCAAUUUGGAGGGCUUUCAAUGCCCCGCUUUAGUGUUAAAUCUCAGAGAAUAAUUCAUGCUCUUAUAGAAUAUCUUGACUUAAAUAUUUCUGUGUACUUUCUCAAUAAGGGUGUGAUGAGAUGUCCCUCACUUGGGAGGCAGUUGGAAAAUUGGAUUCUGCUUCCGUAUCUUAAAUUGAUACCUAGGAAACACAUCCUAAAGGAAUUUAGCCCCUCUCAUUCUAGGUCCAUUGUAUUUUCACCUGAUGCAUGAUGUAAAAGGGUGCCUUGGAGAUGUA